Paramecium tetraurelia is the source of this 222-nucleotide messenger RNA. RefSeq lists its product as uncharacterized. The transcript has a single exon. Lineage: Eukaryota; Ciliophora; Oligohymenophorea; Peniculida; Parameciidae. The record is from RefSeq and is a predicted model, not a curated record.
AUGAAAGAUGAUAAAGUGACUGAUCUUGAUAUCAAGGAAAAGCAGCUAUAGAUUGAAGAAUCAACAACUAAAAUUUUAGAUUAAACUAAAUAGAAGGGAGAAUUAAUUGAAGAAAUCAAUUAAUAGUUAAAAGAAUAAUUGUUAAAAAAAGAAAACAAGGGAAAAAUAUAAAAAAAUACAAUAAAUCAAUUUCGAGAAUGCAAUAAAAAGAAUGAUUAAUGA